AUGUUGUGGGCCGCUGCAGAGUUGAAGAGCCGCCUACGUGCCACGUGUGUGGAGCCGGUGGCGCAGGUGGUGGCCCUCUUUCGCCGCAGCAUCGAAGCCAACGGCUUCUCCGAGCUCGUCGAGCUGCACCAUGCCUUCCUCGGCGACGCCGAUGUGCUAGGUUCCAACGCUGAUUGGUCGGAUGCCUGGCGGCGCGUGGGAGGUGCCGUCCCUUGGCGACGUCUGGACUCCUUGGUGAAGGACCCUGUCGUGGAUGUUCUGAAGAUUCACACCAACGGCGGUGAACGGCAAAUCCUUGACGGUGCCAAUGACCUCUUCAACCGCCAGGCGGUGCGUGUGGUGAUUCUCCACUCGGCGGAGCCACAUCAGCUGUGGCCCUCGGCGGAGUUCCUCCUGCAGCGAGGUUAUGCGGUUCUGGUGGAGCAACGCAGGAUUGCGGCCGGAGAUGAAGAGUGGCUGCGAAGCAGAGUGCAAGAAGUGGGUGGUCUUCAACUUCACGCCUUCCGCGAAUAA
This is a messenger RNA of Durusdinium trenchii, 513 nucleotides long. Lineage: Eukaryota; Dinophyceae; Suessiales; Symbiodiniaceae. The record is from the annotation of a GenBank genome assembly.